Nycticebus coucang (slow loris) is the source of this 6993-nucleotide messenger RNA. It is a transcript of the gene OPHN1, whose product is annotated as oligophrenin 1. Gene Ontology annotation, cellular component: cytoplasm. The record is from RefSeq and is a predicted model, not a curated record. The transcript has 25 exons. The coding region runs from base 473 to 2881 and encodes 802 amino acids. Lineage: Eukaryota; Metazoa; Chordata; Mammalia; Primates; Lorisidae. Gene Ontology annotation, biological process: signal transduction. Gene Ontology annotation, molecular function: protein binding; GTPase activator activity.
CUAAGACAAGGAAGAAUUUGCAGCAGCCGGCGGGCCCUGGCAAAGCAACCCUUGGGUACAAGGAAGAGAGUUGAAGAAGGAAUCCGAGUGCUGAGGCUUGGCGCUCAGGCUUUGCUGGGGCUGGGCGGGGCGCAGGCGCCGGCUUUAAGAAGGGGGAGGGGACAGUGCAAUCUGGGUUACCCGUGGAGUUCCGCAAAGGAAAUCUGCUAGCUCCAGAACCAGGAGAGGCUGCACCCUGCCCAGGCGCCCAUCCCCUCCUACACCCUGGGCGGACUGAAGGGUCACGUUUGUAAUUGCUCAGGAAGGGUCCGGCUAGUCUCCGGGGGAAUGAUGCUUAGGGAGAAUGCUGCUUGCUAGGCAGCACCCCGCCGGGAUCCGACUACAAUAGCUCAGCCUGUUCCCCGAAGCAACUGCCGGACCGCCAGUUCUCCAACCAGCCAGCGCUCCCCAGGGGUCUCAUUGGAAUAGAACCAUGGGGCAUCCCCCGCUGGAGUUCAGCGACUGCUACCUGGACAGCCCGGAUUUUCGUGAGAGGCUCAAGUGUUAUGAGCAGGAGCUGGAGAGGACCAAUAAAUUCAUCAAAGACGUGAUCAAAGAUGGCAACGCACUUAUCGGCGCUAUGAGAAGUUACUCCACUGCUGUUCAGAAAUUUUCCCAGACGCUGCAGUCAUUUCAGUUUGAUUUCAUUGGAGACACACUGACUGAUGAUGAGAUUAACAUCGCUGAGUCCUUCAAGGAAUUUGCUGAGUUGCUCAAUGAAGUAGAGAACGAGAGGAUGAUGAUGGUACACAAUGCUAGUGAUUUGCUUAUCAAACCCUUGGAAAAUUUCCGGAAGGAGCAAAUAGGCUUCACCAAGGAGCGGAAAAAGAAAUUUGAAAAGGAUGGUGAGAGGUUUUAUUCUUUGCUGGAUCGGCACUUACAUCUGUCUUCCAAAAAGAAAGAAUCUCAGUUACAAGAGGCAGACCUUCAGGUGGACAAGGAGAGGCAUAAUUUCUUUGAGUCCUCUCUUGAUUAUGUUUAUCAAAUUCAGGAAGUUCAGGAGUCCAAGAAGUUCAAUAUUGUGGAACCUGUCUUGGCCUUUCUUCAUAGCCUCUUCAUUUCUAAUAGCUUGACUGUGGAGCUCACACAGGAUUUCCUUCCAUACAAACAGCAGCUCCAGCUUAGUUUGCAGAAUACAAGGAAUCAUUUCUCCAGUACCCGGGAAGAGAUGGAAGAACUUAAGAAACGGAUGAAAGAAGCUCCCCAGACAUGCAAACUUCCAGGCCAGCCUACCAUUGAAGGCUAUUUAUAUACACAAGAAAAAUGGGCUUUGGGCAUAUCCUGGGUGAAAUACUAUUGCCAGUAUGAGAAAGAGACCAAAACGCUUACCAUGACACCUAUGGAGCAGAAGCCAGGUGCUAAGCAGGGACCCCUGGACUUAACCCUGAAGUACUGUGUGAGAAGGAAGACAGAGUCUAUCGACAAGAGAUUCUGUUUUGAUAUAGAAACCAAUGAAAGGCCAGGAACCAUCACUCUGCAGGCCCUUUCAGAGGCUAACAGAAGGCUGUGGAUGGAAGCCAUGGAUGGGAAAGAACCUAUCUACCACAGCCCGAUAACAAAACAAGAAGAAAUGGAACUGAAUGAUGUAGGUUUCAAGUUUGUUAGGAAAUGCAUCAACAUUAUUGAGACCAAAGGGAUCAAGACAGAGGGGUUGUACCGCACUGUGGGCAGCAAUAUUCAGGUUCAGAAGCUGCUGAAUGCCUUUUUUGAUCCUAAAUGCCCAGGAGAUGUUGAUUUUUAUAAUAGCGACUGGGACAUUAAGACAAUUACCAGCUCUUUGAAAUUCUACCUCAGGAAUCUUUCUGAACCUGUAAUGACCUAUAAACUUCACAAAGAGCUGGUCUCUGCUGCCAAGUCUGAUAAUCUGGAUUACCGGCUGGGAGCUAUUCACUCCUUGGUAUAUAAGCUACCAGAAAAGAACCGAGAGAUGCUGGAAAUUCUCAUACGACACUUGGUCAAUGUGUGUGAGCACAGCAAAGAAAAUCUUAUGACUCCUUCCAACAUGGGGGUGAUCUUUGGUCCAACUCUGAUGAGAGCCCAGGAGGACACUGUAGCAGCCAUGAUGAAUAUCAAAUUCCAGAACAUCGUGGUGGAAAUUCUAAUCGAGCACUUUGGCAAGAUCUAUUUAGGUCCACCUGAAGAAAAUGCUGCACCCCCGGUGCCUCCGCCUAGGGUAACAGCAAGAAGGCACAAACCUAUCACUAUUUCAAAGCGCUUGAUGCGGGAAAGGACAGUUUUCUAUACUUCUUCCCUGGAUGAAAGUGAAGAUGAAAUCCAACAUCGAACACCCAAUGGUAUUAUCCCCAGCAGCAUAGAACCCCUCAAGCCUCUACAACACCCUAAAGUACCUAUUCAGAGGAGCGGGGAAGCUGAUCCUGGUAGGAAGUCGCCAAGCAGGCCUGUUUUGGAUGGCAAGUUGGAGCCCUGCCCUGAGCUGGAUGUGGGGAAGUUGGUGCCUAGGCUACAGGAUGGAGGGGCCAAGGCCACCCCAAAGGCCACCAAUGGACCUGUGUCAGGCUCUGGGCCUACGAAGACCCCCUCUUUCCACAUAAAGAGACCAGCUCCCCGGCCUCUAGUUCACCAGAAAGAUGGGGAUGCUGACAGUUUCAGCAAAGUGCGGCCUCCAGGUGAAAAGCCAACUAUUAUUCGUCCCCCAGUGAGGCCCCCAGACCCUCCCUGCCGGGCAGCUACUUCCCUGAAACCAGAACCAAAGCCAGAUAUUGUGACUGACAAUGCAGAGGAAAUCCCAUCAUCUGUGGUGGCUUCCAGGACCAGGUUUUUUGAAACAGCUUCCCGGAAAACAGGAAGUUCUCAAGGCAGACUUCCUGGAGAUGAAAGUUGAGGUCACAGGUUUUAAAAUCCUUGGCCACUGGAGACCCUUUCCAAGUUCUGAAAGGGUCUUCUGCAAACCCUUAUGUGUGGAGUCAUUUUGUGCUGAAGAACAGCUCCUUCUUGGCCCUGCAUCUUCAGGCUCUGGAAGGCUAUAAAAUAAGGGGCACAUGUCUUAGAUACAUGUUUAUUUCUCCUUUGUAUUCUGUCCUUAUCCCCUCAGAAGACCUAUUUUGAGAUUCUGUACUGUGAAUGGCUAGAUUCCCUCAAGCCUGACUCUGCCAAAGUCACCUUCCAUUUAUCUGAGUUGAAGAGAGGGGUCCAGUUUUCAACUCUCUCAGAACUUUCUGCUUCCUCAAAAGGCCAUUGAACUCUUCAGGAUUUGGGGUUAAAGACUGAUCCCAGGGAUCUGUCCAUGAACUAAAGGCCACUUGAAUCAGAGCCAUUGCUUAUCUUUGUUGGCAGGGAUGAGGAAUGUUUGCCAAACAUUGGAGAAUCUAAUCAUGUUUCAUACUGAAGAUACAGACACUGGUGCCAGAGUAGCAUUCUGGUACUGUAGUAUGUUUCUAAGAGCUUGUCUGUUCCUGUGGGGUCAGACAGCAUGGGUGGCAGCCCUUACAACCCCUGUAUGUGAAUUUAGGUUGGUGGCUUACCUGCUCUUGCUUAGGACAAAUCUGCAAAGCAUGUUUUCCAUGUCAAGCCUAGGUCUUUUGGGGUUAUUAUUUCUUUUGUUUUCUCUUGACAGCUUCCUUUCCAAUCAAUCAAGAAAAAAACCUUUACAAAAGGCAGACUGUUUUUGUCAUGUAGGAACUCCAUUUUAGGUCAAAUGCUAGAAAAAUCGUUGAAGUGAAUUGAGGCUAGGCAGCUGUCAUUGUUGCUUCAUGUUUACCUUCUCAUAUAAGGUCUUUUUAGCUCCUGAGUAAAUCAGUUCUUAAUCCAAUGUGUAUGGGUUCAGGAACUCCAUGAUGCCCCUGAGAUGGUAUGUGGCAUUCCAUAACAUGUCUUUUCUGAGGAGAUGGUUCAUAAUAUUGUAUUGAAUUUCAAAUAGGUUUGUGACCUAAUAUAGAUUAAGAACCACAAUCCUUGAGAUAAAAGACAUAUUUUACAACCUGUAAAGUAUGGAAAGGCUUUUUAAAAUCAUUAAGUAUAACUAACUAGUUUACAGUUGCUGAAACUGAGGCAGAGCACUGAGGUUAGUGACCACACCAGGACAAGAUCUCAAGUCCCUGGGCUCCUAUGCAAAGUUCUCGCCAUUACUCUAAACUUAACCCAGCAAGUAGCCUUAAGAUUAGUAGCUUUAGUGGCUAUUAUUUUUGGCUUUUGGCUUUUGGCUUUUAUUCUUUCUUGAGCUCUCAUAUUUGUGACCAAGUGGAAAACUUCAAGAUAUAAGCCCCCAGUCUCCUUCAUUCACUGUCUCAAUCAUUAGAAAGGAACUAAAACAAAGUUGAUGUAGUGAGGAACAGACAUUUCUGAUUCCUCUUUGUUGAAGGGAAGCUGAUAGAAUAUCAAUGCUUGUGUUUCUAUGCAUAUGCCUGGGCCACUGUUUGCAUUUAGGCUCUCUUUAAUUAUAAUGUGGUGCAGUAUGAGAAAAAGGCUUUCUUACCUGUACUCUUCUAGCAAGUCCUUGCUAGGGAAUUGAUUGUAGUACUGAGAAAGAAACACAGAUAUGGAGAUAAAGAGCACAAGUGUGCAUACACAUGUGCCCAAGGCAACUCUUGAGAUGCCUACUAGAAGGCAGUAGUCCCUUUCAAGAGCGAACUCCCCUAUGUGGUUUACUGCUGAGUAGGAACAUGUGGGGCAAACAUACAGAAAGCCUUUUUGCUAUUCUAAAUCAAGGGAUGCCCAGAUGGCCUCUCCACUCUGCCCAGGUUCAAAGACCAUUUUACUAGAAGCCAGGAGCAAGAGAGACAAGUGACCAUCAUUUUACUUGCUGCUCACCCUAGAGGAAGACUCUGACAGGCCUCCUGUCCUCCCCUAGGGAAGUGCUUAUUGAACCCUGGGCUCAGAGCUAUGGCCUUCCUGCUCUGUCCUAUUGUAUGACUGACUAAAGCAGGCAGGUGUUCAUAUAUGGGCCACAGAAGCAAUGACCAAUGGGGCCUCAGUACCUUUUAAGAUGGUAGAGACGUGAUUUGACUCUAGUUUUCUGGGGUAAAGAUACCACAAUCACCAAUACUGGAAGAUAACCAAGAGAUGCAAAAAGCUGCUGUGAUCCCAGUGGGAGAGAUAUCCCAGAAGUAUGGCCAUGAAACCACUGUGUGUUGUCUAUGACACAGAUCAAGAGCCUAGCCUGGAGAGUUAGGAUUACCAGUCUGGAUAGAGGGCAGGGAGUAGUGGUAUACCUGUGAUAUACCUAAAGAAUGAACCUCACUAUCUUCUUUUGGUGCUCUGAUUUAAAGAGCAAAAGAUUUUGUGGUGAGGCACACUAUUAUGGAAUGAGACUGGUUUGGACUAGGAUUAAUGAAUGGGUAGUCAUUUAGAAGAGGCUAUGGGAAGAGAGUGGUAAUGGGAGAAUGACAACUACAGGAAAUGAUCAGUGUAUCCUGGUUGGCAAGUUAGAAAAAAACUGGCAAUGGAUGAAAGUCUUAAACUGGCACUGCUAGCUAAGGAAGCUAACAUUAAGCACAUACUAAUUGCUUGACACAUAUUAUCUCAUUUUGCCCUUAUUACAAUUAUGGAAGUUUUCUCAUUUUACAGAGAAAGGAAUUAUGAUCCAGAGUGCCAAAGUAACCAGCUUGAGGGCACAUAGAAAGUAAAUAUCUGAACUGUGAUUUGAAUCCAGGAUGCUUUGACUCUGUACCCCAUGCUGUUUUCCCCUUGCCAUACUGAGUACGUGUUUUGUUUUGUUUUGUUUUGUUUUGAGACAGAGUCUUAGUAUGUUGCCCUCAGUAGAGUGCUAUAGCAUCACAGCUCACAGCAAUCUCAAACUCUUGGGCUUACAGCAAUUCUCUUGCCUCAGCCUCACAAGUAGCUGGAACUAUAGGUGCCUGCCACAAGGCCUGGCAAUUUUUUGUUGUUGUAGUUGUCAUUGUUGUUUAGCAGGCCGUGGCUGGGUUUGAACCUGCCAGCCCUGGUGUAUGUGGCUGGCGCCCUAACCACUGAGGUAUGGGCACCUAGCCCUGCAUAGGUAUUUGAACAGAGGCACAUUACUAGAGCUGGCAUGACUUUUGACUUUUGCCUGUCUAACAAAAUAUUAAAAGGCAAACGUUUGAUGAGGGAAGGGCAUGCAGAUCCACUUUACAGGGGAAUGAAAACUGGACUGGAAAAUUCCUGAGUUAGGCCUCCUCUUCAUCAGCUUGCCAUUUGGUAAUGUUUUUAAAAGAAUCAUCUAGUUCUAAAUUGUGAAGUAUUUGAUUUUUAGUUGGUAGCUUUUAAGUCCUCGGCUUAGCCAUUCCUCAAAGGGAAAAAAUCUCCCAUAUGUGUCUCUGUAUUUUGCUAAGUUGUAGCAUGUGUAUUUUGAGCUGAAGAGACUGAUGACAUAUACACAUGCAGUUCCAGAAGUAGCAAAGGUCUCAGUGCCUCUGCAGUACUUGAUGCCUUGGGGUCAAAACCCUACAUAGUUUUUUCUGUGGUUAUAGCAAAAUUCAAGAAAUGGUUUAUAAAAAUAAAUAUUGUUGAAUUCCCAUUUUUCAAGUUUUUGUUUGAAAAAAUGGUUGGGAGGUGUUCAGCUAUCGAGGACAAAAACUCGGCAUCCAUUUUUAAUAGUAAAGUAGUGUCCUGCAGAGUAUUUCUAAAAUAAUUGAAUAUCAUGGGAAAGUAUUAUUCUCUUUUCAAGAAGUUCUUUAAUUCUGUAAUAAGUAGAACAAAGAAAAUAUCAAGUAAAUAGUUAUGUGACUAGGAAUUACUUUUAAAGUAGCUGCAGACAAGUGGCCUUGAAACAUUACAAGCCCAGAAAAUGCUUCAUAAAUAAUAAAUUUCAGAGGGAAACAAGAUACCUUAAAGGUUGUUAAAGAUACGUUUUUGACAGAGAGUCUUUAUUUUCAUGGGGAAAUGUAGUACUUAAUGCCCAGGACAUUACUUGAGGGCUAGAAAGAGUGCCUGUGUAAAAUGUAUGUGUUACAACUAAUAAAAGAAUGAGAUCCUGGGGCCCAUUCAUGUGACUUUCAAUAAAGUAUACAGACUGUCUAG